AUGUCUAAACGAUCUCUGGAAGAAUCCACAACACCCAAUAAGCGCACAAAUUGCACUUCUCCAUGGUCCAGUACAGUAGUGGAUUGUAUUGCCCAGUUUCUUACUGUUCCAGAUAUUUUGAGUGCCAUUUUGGUCAACCAAGAUUUUGCAUAUGUGUUAAAUGAUGAUUCACAAUGGAAGAAACAAUUUCAACAAGUUUAUUACGAUAGGCUGAUUAAUGAACAAGAUCCUGUGGUUGGUGGUCAAGUAUUCGAAAGUGUGAAAAGUAAAUUUUCAUCCAUUCACAAGGCACACUUUGCCCUAAAGAAAAGUUUCUCCAAGUUGACCAUUCUUUCACAUGAAAAUAUCUACAAAAAGUAUUCUAAACUAUUCGUUGGUGAAGUAGACGAAUGUUCCUAUAAAGAUGGCGAUGAAAACUUUGAACCAACUUUGGAAAUGAAACAAUUGGCAAGUAGUUGGUUUGAUGGUGGUUCAGAUGAUUCAACUGAAUGUGAAAAUAAGUAUGCUUACUUUUUUAAGGAAGAAUGUGCAGGAUAUGGAAGUUUACUCUUGACAAGAGUUAAGAAUGAGUUGACAAAUCAAGUUUACAAAAUUGUUGAAGUUCCCUGUAGUAAUUCAUAUGGAAGUGUUCAUUUAGAAAAUGAUGAAAAGGCAUUAGCCUAUAGUUCAGAAGGAUGCUUCUUCGUUUCUGAACAUUUACCAAAUAAUAAUGGAGUUUUUGUUGAUUUGGAUUUAAUAAUGUGGAUUCAAAGACUUUCGAACAGUAUUUGUGGAUAUCCAGAACAUUCAUUGACCUAUUUGAAUAAGUACAUUAAAAUUCAUGUAUAUCUUGGUGAGAGAGAUGAGAAUAAUUUAUUGGAAAGCAAAUAUCCAAUCAAAGAUUAUGAAGAUGAAGACAAUGAAAACCAAGACGAAGAGGAUGAUGAAUAA
Naegleria gruberi is the source of this 930-nucleotide messenger RNA. RefSeq lists its product as uncharacterized. The record is from RefSeq and is a predicted model, not a curated record. Gene Ontology annotation, molecular function: protein binding. The coding region runs from base 1 to 930 and encodes 309 amino acids. Lineage: Eukaryota; Heterolobosea; Eutetramitea; Acrasida; Naegleriidae. The transcript has 2 exons.